Candidozyma auris is the source of this 2586-nucleotide messenger RNA. RefSeq lists its product as uncharacterized. Lineage: Eukaryota; Fungi; Ascomycota; Pichiomycetes; Serinales; Metschnikowiaceae. Bases 1 to 2586 code for a protein of 861 amino acids. The record is from RefSeq and is a predicted model, not a curated record. Gene Ontology annotation, cellular component: Ino80 complex. The transcript has a single exon.
AUGAACUACGACCCAAUUCAUGAUACGUACACGGCACCCAGCCAAAAUGAGCUGGCCACCAGCGUGCCGAUGGAGUCGAAACCAACCGAUGAGGCGGUCAAACAAGAUCCUGGCCCAGGAAACAACGACAAUCUGGCGUCUCAGGGCUCUUCACGCCAGCAAAACACGGCCACAGUACCACAAACUCUGCCAAUUCUGGAUCCAGAGCCGAAAGACCCACAGACUCCUCAAAAGGCUGCUGACGCUACUUCGGAGCCUGUAUUGCACCGUCCACCUCCCCCACCUGCUCCACAGAUCCACCACGCUUCGGCACCUAUUUCCCACGCAGCAGCCGUGAUGCACGGGCCCAAUUCUUCGUUCAAGCCGUUUUCUAUUGACAACCUUGUGGGUGGCUCAGAACCUCUUCGUGAGGAGGAACCCGAGAAAGAGGAGCCCCGGGUGCUUCAGGAACAUUCACAACCUACACCUCAACAAAGUGAUACUAGUGUUCAUCAUACACCGCUCAAUGCUCAGCUGGCAUCUCCUAGUGCGCCAAACAUAUCACCAAAGCCUCCGCAAGAGCAUGUUAACCAACGAAACAACCAGGAUAACCCUGGUCUGCCUGCUUUCUCAAGUCUCCCGCCUGACUUUCGUGAUAUUUCUCGUGGAUACAAGUACCUCAAGAAAGCUGAUGGUGAGCCAUUUUGGAGGAAAGAUAUUCAGUACGAUUUUCUUGACGAGUUGUUCUCCGACGAAACCAGAUGCUUCACCAACUACUUCUCUUUCUGCGAGGUCACCAACGCUGCCAACCAGGACAAACUCACGUUUGCCGAGUUGUACGUUCGUACGUUAGCAGAGUCCAAUAAGCUGUCGAAAAUUCUUCGUGAACGUCUUAUCAAGGAGAAAGAAAUGGGCAUUGCCGUCAGUAAAGUGUGCUUAUUGGUCAAUGCCGGUAGAAUGAACACCACGGUCAACUUCGUGCCUGAUAUGCGUUCGGCCCUUAGAACUUAUCACCUGGUACCUUCGCUCCAGCUUUCGUCUUCUGGCGAAACAAUUCCGCUUCAAGACACUCCCAGAUUGAAAACGAUCUUAAAGGCAGUCAGUGACGAACAGAAACACUACCUUACUCUUCUCGAUCUAUUCAAGCAUCGUAACGAACUGAAACCUAACACGAAUGUCAUUAAAUUGGUGUUCCUUAUGUCUACCUUCUUCCAGAAUAUACCCUUUCAUUACGAUGAUUCAUACGAACACGAUUCGUUUCUGGAAAAGUUCCGUUUCAUCAAAGCAUCCCCCGGACCACAGAACAAGUUCAUGGAGUUUUUCUUGAACGAUGAAAUACAUCCAAAGUGUCGUGCUCGUCGUUUCCUUUGGCUCAUGUACACCUAUUUAGAGACAAACUUUACACCUGAAGAUGUGGCCGAAAACCCGUUCAAUCCACAUGUGAUCCCACCUGUGGAGACUAUACCCGAAAAUGAAAUGCACAAGUACGAUGUUGAUUCAGAGACUGAAAUAGAGUACGCGGUGCAAAUGUAUCACACACGUUUAAUGCAUUUGAGUGCAGAGGGACUGAAUCCGCUCCCGAAGAAGGGCAAUAAGAGUAGGCGUGAGCGCCUGAAAAUCAUGAGUCAAAUCAAUGACCUCAAUGGCCAACCACACACUGAAGACCACGAUGAUCUGGUAAACUAUGACGACUCCUCUGUCGCCCAUGGUCAUGAUGAAAAAAAUCACUCCUUCGGGAUAGAUCCUUCAAUUGAGGCGUCAAGUGCGCCUGGUGCUACCGUACCGCCAACGGUACCCGUAGCACCUGUGGCAGCCGUGGAUGCUUCCAGUGUAUCGUCAGGUUCCCAGGGUACAGAUAAAUCCGGGCAUGAAAAAGUUCACAAGCGAAAAAGACCAGCACCAUCUGUCGGCUCUCUCGUUGAGGACACAAGAAAGCCUGUUCUAGACGAAGAGAGUCAAAGGCUUACAACUCCAGAAUUCCCGAUCGAAGGGCUCAAGCGCUUACUUGAACUGUAUGCGACGAGCACUGACGAUCAUCUUGUCAAGCCUUUGUCAAAGGAUGGGCCCUUGUCUUCCCAAAGACGCAAACAAGUGGCGAAAAAUCUGAAGCCAGUAGUGGAGGAAGUCUCCAAAAUAAUUCCUCGCAAGUUCGAAGCUACCAAAGAUACACUACUACGCUGGUUGCGUGACUACUUUGAAUACAGAAAAUCUGUCGGUAGCGGGCUUGUUGGCAUUGAGUGGGAAGAUAUAAGGAGCGAUAUCGCCAACGGGAUCGAGGCAUACCUGUACCAACAGCUUGGCAAGCAUCUUCUUAUGAAGAAGUUUGAAAGACUUGGUGAAGAAGACGAGCUAGACGAACUCAAGCGUGAGGACUUUGGUAUUCAUGGAAUCAAAGGAGACAUUGCUCCGGUCGAUAUUGGUGCCAUAGAAAAGGUUGGUGCUGGUUACGAGCCAAAGCGUGAUUACAACAAAAUUAACGAACGUACAGUUUUUGAACUCGAAAUGUUGGAAUUACUCGGUGAAGCCGUUACCAAGAGGAGAGCCAAAAGGCCAAGGUUCAGUCGUAUUUCGUUCAACUUGGAAAAUGCUAGUGUGUCCUUCAGGUGA